Messenger RNA from Panicum virgatum (switchgrass), 1510 nucleotides. RefSeq names its product E3 ubiquitin-protein ligase At3g02290-like. Bases 546 to 1235 code for a protein of 229 amino acids. The transcript has 6 exons. Gene Ontology annotation, molecular function: ubiquitin-protein transferase activity. NCBI's taxonomy places the organism in Eukaryota, Viridiplantae, Streptophyta, Magnoliopsida, Poales, Poaceae. The record is from RefSeq and is a predicted model, not a curated record.
GCGCUGCCCACGCCUCCACUCCACCCCAACUCCUCCGCGGCGCGGCACAGCAGCACACUCCCUCCCCCUCCGCUUCUCUCGCUCCCCGUCUCGCCGCUUUCCCCUCCCCCCUCCCGGGGCGCCGGGGCCUGCAGAAUCCACCUUCCGCUCCCGCCGUAGCCGGCGGGUUCGUAGGAGAGGUGAGCUCCACGCCGCACGCCCCUCCCUCCUUUUACCUUGCCGCUGUCAGCCGGUGCUGGGUCCCCGAAACCACCAGCCUGUCGGCGCUGCUCGUCCUCCUUACCCUCGCGGCGUCCGCAGAGCGCGCAGCGCCCUUCCAGUGUGCCAGCGCCGGCGCCGAUUGGCUGCGGUGGGACUCCUCUGCACGCCUAUCGGCAAUCGGUACAAGAUGCAGAUCGGCCGCUGAUUGGUCAAUGUUUUACUGCUAUCUUUGAUGGUAAACUCAGUUUUGCACAACCGCCUGGAAAUUUUGUUCCAGCUCCAUAGUUAGUACCAACCAUUUUCUUUUUGUCCAGGGGGAUUACUGGGCAACUUCAGAGUGAAUUAUGGGUGGAUUCUGCUGUUGCCUCAGUACAGAAGAUUUUGAGGAAUAUGUCCAUCCCAGCAACCCUAUCUAUAGGCAAUGCAUGUCAUUGAGGCAUUUGUUCCACAACAUUUUUGGCGGGUAUACUGCAACAUUCCAGAGGCUUGAAUCUAGGCCAAGCAACCCAGCCCAAGGGACUGCUCCACUGGGAUCCGCUACUCCAAGUGCUAGCAUAAAUGACAAUUCGCUAGCUGAAACUUAUCACCUUGUUUCUAGACCACCCCCCUAUGAUACUGAUCCUAGAUAUGCCCGUGUUCAAAGAGAGGGACUGGUAUCAAGGCGAGAGAAGUCCAUAAAUCUCGCACAAGAAGAGUCAGUAGCCCUUAGACGCAAUGGCAGCAGCUCUGGUAUUGAGCAUUUAGCUGCUCAGAAGAAACGCAGCAGUACUGAAAAUGAAGGUGAAUAUAAGGUCCAUCGUUCUGAAUCAACGAAGAGUUUGUCGGCAAAAUCUUAUAGUAGCAGCUAUGCGGUUGUCGGUUCAGAAGAUGAGGAUGUGUGUCCUACUUGUCUGGAAGAAUAUACCCCCGACAAUCCGAAAAUUAUAACUAAAUGCUGUCACCAUUUUCAUCUUGGUUGUAUUUAUGAAUGGAUGGAGAGAAGUGAUACUUGUCCAAUUUGUUGCAAGGAAAUGGAGUUUUGCGAGAGCCCAUGAAAGCAUUUUGUUUUGCAUGCAUCACCUCACAUCAGAGCAAGGGAAAUUGUCUACAGUAUGGAAUGCUGGGAAAUUGUAAAUAAUAGUUAUGUGCUGUCCAAAUAGAUCUCUUUCUCGAGAUCAGUUUCUUACAUGUACUGAAAUGAUGAUCUUACUAAAAUUCGUGCUAGAAUUUGCUUGCCUGAUCUUUGGUUACGUUCUCAGAUGGUAGUUCAUGGAUGGAAGCACAGAUUAACCUGAUUUUAAUAGUGAUUGCCUGGUGAUUCUGUUGCUUA